AUGGAGCCCCUUGAUCUUAGUAUCGAUCUGGUUCGCCUGAAGGGUAAGUCGGCGCUCAUCACUGGCGGUGCAUCGGGUUUGGGAUUGGCAACAGCACAGAAUUGGGCAGCCGCCGGUGUAUACGUUACAAUUGCCGACCUCCAGCAGCCCGUGGGCACAGCCGAUAACAGUCAGAUCAACUACAUCCGGUGCGAUGUGACCAGCUGGCAGAGUCAAAUCGAGGCCUUCAAGAGUGCGCUCCGUUUCUCCCCACAGAAGUCCCUGGACAUUGUCGCUGCGUUCGCUGGAACCGCUAUAGCUCCCGGUAACCAGGUCGAUCAUGUCCGGGCGGCUGGGAUUCCCAGCUUAGAUGCUGACCCUCCAGCGCCGACGAUCCGAAACAUUGAGGUCAAUCUUAUCGGCAGUUACUAUACUUCAUGGCUAGGAUUGUACUAUCUUCGCAUUCCAGGGACACAGGCUACCGAGCCCAGCGAUAAAAGUCUGCUAUUCUGCGCAUCAAUUGGCGCAUAUAUGGACAGUCCCAAAGCGUCUACAUACCCUGCCAGCAAGUUCGGUGUGCGGGGGCUCUUCCGCAGUACUCGAGCUCAGACUCAACAGCUGGGAGUUCGAUGCAAUCUGUUGGCUCCAUGGUUUGUCGACACGCCGCUGAUAGCACCCAUCAAGAAUGCAAUGGCAGCGCGCGGUAUUGACAUGGCGAAAGUCCUGGCAUUUACGAGUAUUCAGUCUUGCGUAGACGCAGCAAAUUACUGUGUCACCAACAGCCAGUUGCACGGACGCGCAUUGGCUGUCCAGCCAGAAGGAACCUUUGACCUCAAGGAUGAUAUGGAAGAUGGAUGGGCGGGAGACCAGCUACGACCCAUUAUGCAGCGGCGGCGAGAAGCUGGAUUCGAUGCCUGA
Messenger RNA from Aspergillus ochraceoroseus IBT 24754, 897 nucleotides. RefSeq lists its product as uncharacterized. The record is from RefSeq and is a predicted model, not a curated record. Lineage: Eukaryota; Fungi; Ascomycota; Eurotiomycetes; Eurotiales; Aspergillaceae. Gene Ontology annotation, molecular function: oxidoreductase activity. The transcript is spliced from 2 exons. The coding region runs from base 1 to 897 and encodes 298 amino acids.